This is a messenger RNA of Cheilinus undulatus (humphead wrasse), 3088 nucleotides long. It is a transcript of the gene acad9, whose product is annotated as acyl-CoA dehydrogenase family, member 9. NCBI's taxonomy places the organism in Eukaryota, Metazoa, Chordata, Actinopteri, Labriformes, Labridae. Gene Ontology annotation, molecular function: flavin adenine dinucleotide binding; acyl-CoA dehydrogenase activity. The record is from RefSeq and is a predicted model, not a curated record. The transcript has 18 exons. Bases 69 to 1964 code for a protein of 631 amino acids.
CGGGUGAAAGGUAUCCUUAUUGUGGUUGUAUACAUGGACAGAGUAAAGUAGAGGUCUGUGCCAGAAGAAUGAUGAAUGUAAAUAGGUUUGUCGUCCUCUCUAAAUCUGUGAAAGUCGCUAAACGUUUGCUCGCCUGUAAUGUGGGGCAUGCCGGGAAGGAAGUGCUUCGUAUUCAACAGCAGAGAUACUUAAGGACCCACUCAAGAAACCUCGCUUAUGCCAAGGAUUUGUUCCUGGGUCAGGUGAACAAGGCUGAGGUUUUUCCUUAUCCAGAAGUUGGAAAUGAAGAAGCAGAUGAGAUCAACCAGCUUGUUGCACCAGUGGAAAAAUUCUUCACCGAGGAAGUUGACUCAGCAAAGAUUGACCGAGAAGCUCAAAUCCCUCCAGAGACUCUGGAUGGGUUGAAGGAGCUGGGGCUUUUUGGAAUCAUGGUUCCUGAGGAGUACGGGGGUCUUGGAUUGUCCAACACCAUGUAUGCCAGGCUGGCAGAGAUCAUCUCAUUAGAUGGCUCCAUUGCUGUAACACUGGCUGCACAUCAAGCCAUUGGACUAAAGGGGAUUCUGAUAGCAGGAAAUGAUGCCCAGAAGCAGAAGUAUCUUCCCAAACUGGCCUCAGGAGAACACAUCGCAGCAUUCUGCCUCACAGAGCCUGGAAGUGGAAGUGAUGCCGCCUCUAUUCAGACUAAAGCAACCCUGUCAGAAGAUGGAACACAUUACCUGCUCAACGGCUCAAAGUUUUGGAUUUCAAACGGAAACAUUGCAGAUGUCAUGACGGUGUUUGCCAGGACUGAGGUGGCUGUAGAUGGUGUGAAGAAAGACAAGAUAACAGCAUUUAUAGUGGAGAGAGCUUUUGGAGGCGUCACCCACGGAAAGCUGGAGGACAAACUGGGCAUCCGGGGAUCCAACACUUGUGAAGUCAACUUUGAAAACGUCCCAGUGCCCGUGGAGAAUGUAAUAGGGGAAGUCGGAGGUGGAUUCAAGGUGGCCAUGAAUAUCCUGAACUCAGGAAGGUUCAGUAUGGGAAGUUCCUCAGCUGGAAUGAUUAAGAAACUAAUAGAGACAACUUCUGAGUAUGCCAUGACCAGAAAGCAGUUCAACAAAAGCCUGGGUGAAUUUGGUAUGAUCCAGGAGAAGUUUGCACUGAUGGCUCUUAAUGCCUUUGUAAUGGAGAGCAUGGCGUACCUGACAGCAGGGAUGAUGGACAGACCGGGCCUUCCAGACUGUUCUUUAGAGGCUGCUAUGGUUAAGGUGUUCAGCUCAGAGGGGGGCUGGAUUUGUGUUAGCGAAGCUCUACAAAUCUUAGGAGGUCUUGGUUAUACGAAGAACUAUCCCUACGAGCGCUAUGUCAGGGAUUGUCGCAUCCUGCCAAUCUUUGAGGGUACUAAUGAAAUCCUGAGGAUGUACAUCGCUCUGACUGGAAUGCAGUAUGCUGGAAAAGUACUUACAGGAAAAAUAAAGGAGAUGAAGAAAGGAAAUAUAGGUCUGGCGUUGGGGAUGGCGGGAAAGAAACUGAGGACCUCAUUAGGGGCUUCAGUGGACCUCGGCCUGACUGGAAAAGAUGGAGUGGUGCACCCCAGCUUGGCAGAAAGUGCAAAGAAGUUUGAACAGAAUGUCAGCCUCUUUGGAUCGACGGUGGAGAGCCUGCUGUACAGAUACGGAAAGACCAUCGUGGAUGAACAGCUCAUCCUGAAGAGGGUAGCAGAUGUGCUGAUCAACCUCUACGCCAUGACAGCUGUCCUGUCCAGAGCCAGCCGCUCCAUCAGCAUCGGCCUCAGGAACCACGACCACGAGGUGUUACUCGCAAACACAUUCUGCAGCGAAGCUUUCUUCAAGAACAACUAUUGGAUGACUCAGUUGCAAAAACACUCUCCUGAGAACAACGAUGCCAACAUCAAGAAGAUCGCCAGGGAGGUCUUGGAGAACAGAGCCUAUGUCUGUGCUCACCCCCUUGAAAGAACGUACUGAGCCCCGUUGUCACUACAGACGCACUCGGCAUCAUGUCAUAGUGGGGGGCAGGGUAUCCCAUGGGGGGUAAAAGUUCUUUUCCUACAGCCUGACAUGCUGCUCACACACAGAUUUUAAACCCUGAUGCCAAUUGUAAGCUGUAAUGUCCUUCUUUGAGUCAAUACUGUCAACUGACAAAGAUUGGUACAUUAUGGUCCACAUGAUGUUAAAGACUGGAUGAAUGAUCCCUCUCAAUGGCCAGAAGUGUCAUACCCAGAUAUCUUUUGCUAUCUGGUUGAAUCUCUCAGCAUACUAUCUAUUAAUACAAAAUUCAUGAUACCAUAAAACAAUAUAAAAAUGUUAGGAAGAGGUGAAAAUAACUUGCAGCUUCAGCGUUCUCCACUCAGUUCUGUGCUUUGAUUGGAUAACUAAAAUUCAACAGAAUCAGAUUUUACCGUUUAUGAGAAGUGCAGAAGGUUGCCGCAGCAGCUCUUUGGCAUUGGGGUUUGUUACUUCCUCAGCAUGAAGAAGAUGUGAUGUAUUCUGUGUGCUCCCUUGAUGCCGACUAUCUAUAACACAUUUUUUCUCUAUUCUGAUCGGACAAGAUGAGUUAUUCAUAUACACAGUCCCAGUGAUUUCUCUGUGCUCUGCCUCUCAGACUGACUUUUCAUUGACAUCAUGUGUAUACUUUAAAUUAAGAGAUUUCUGUUUUAGUUACUGUUUAUUAUUAAACGUUGAAUCCAGAUAACACCAGAGAUCUGAUGACUUUGUAUGAAGUUUAACCCAAAGUGCUUAUUAAGCUAACUGCUACAGGUAAUUGUUGCACAAGAUGCCUGUUCUAUUCGUCUGAGCCUAUUUGGUAUACAAGAUGCAGUUUUUGUGGGUACUGGCUUCAACAAUAUUCCUUGAAGGCUGGACUUCUGUUAUACGUGCCUUCGUGUCAGGUGCAUCCUUUUGAAAACUCAAGACACUCCUCUCCUCGUCUGUCAGAGGCAGGGCGGUCCGGCUGUACAGGAAUGAAUGCUGCUGGCUGAAUCCACUAUGCGAAGUAGAUCAUAAAAAUAAUACAAAAAAGCAUUUUGAUUAUUAUCUGUACUGCCUCGUUAGUGUUUUUGUUCUUUUUCAAUAAAAAAAUAUAAGCUUAA